CUUACGCACACACACACACACGCGCGCGCACUGAGGGUGACUUGUAUAGGCAGCCAGCAGGAGAGGGAGAGAGAGAGAGAGAGAGAGAGAGAGAGAGGGAGAGAAGGGGGAGCGCUCAGAAACAGAAAGGUAUACAGAGAAGAGAGUGGACGACAGAGAGUAAGAGAAGGAGAAAGAGGACGGUGGCUCCAGAGCAUCUCCUGCGCACCUAUCCAUUCCAACACGGAUCUUAAGUCUUUAUUUUCCUCGUGCUUUUUAAGAGGCUUUCUAGUUUCCUUUUUUGGUAGUUGACAGAGACGCGAUUCCUGGAAGAGUUUUCGUUCAUUUUUUCCCCCUACACCAAAUAUUUCCAUCCAGAAGGUUUAAAAAGUAAAGCCCUUGUUAGUUCCAGGGCUCGGCUUCACUCUUUUCCAGCGUGUCCCAGCGUUUGACAUAAACGUGUCACCUUGUGAUUUUUGCUUAACGUGAAGUUUCUGACUUCUGUUUUUUAACUUCAUUUUAAGUCAGUGACCCACAAACGAGACUAAAAAUGAAAUUUCAAACACCAGGACAAUCCCCAGCCAGCUGUUAUUCCUGUCUUAAACGUUUAAAUCAUUGAAACCGAGUGAGUUUUGAUGAUUUACUGAAGCUGAUAUUGAAGACACGGGGAGUGUGGCAGCAGAGCUCACCUGUAGCAUCUCUUCCACUCAGUCGACAUUAAUUUGCACUUUUGAGGCAGACACGCCACUUUGUGACAGUUUUAAGAAAGAGAAAGACACUGUCUGAAAGGAAACCCCCGCUCUCUACAUAGUUCAUUCAUUCUCAGACCACAGCCGCUUCUUGUCACUUGAAGAGCGCAUUGAGGCAAAUAUACAGUUUCACAAGUUUUUGAAACUCGUCCUGCGUUCCUGAGAGACCGUCGCCCUCUCCAUCACCAUGCUGUUCGACAGUUUCGACCUCGUCUCCGCUCUUGCCACCCUGGCCGCCUGCCUGGUGUCAAUGGCCCUGCUCCUCGCCGUCUCCCAGCAGCUGUGGCAGCUCAGAUGGACCGCGACGCGGGAUAAAAACUGCAAGCUGCCCAUGCCCAAAGGAUCCAUGGGCUUCCCUUUCAUCGGCGAGACCUGCCACUGGCUCCUGCAGGGUUCAGGCUUCCAUGCAUCGCGGAGACAGAAGUACGGCAACGUCUUCAAGACCCAUCUUCUCGGUCGUCCUCUGAUCCGGGUGACUGGUGCUGAGAAUGUUCGCAAGGUGCUGAUGGGUGAGCACACACUGGUGACGGUGGACUGGCCUCAGAGCACCUCCACCCUGCUGGGACCGAAUUCACUGGCCAACAGCAUUGGAGACAUCCACCGCAAAAGGAGGAAGGUGUUUGCCAAAGUGUUCAGCCAUGAGGCGUUGGAGUCCUACCUCCCCAAAAUCCAGCAGGUCAUCCAGGAAAGCCUUCGAGUGUGGAGCUCCAAUCCUGAGCCCAUCAACGUCUACAGGGAAAGCCAGAGAUUGUCGUUCACCAUGGCCGUCAGGGUGCUGCUGGGCUUCAGGGUGUCGGAGGAGGAAAUGAGGCAUCUGUUCUCAACCUUCCAGGACUUUGUUAACAAUCUUUUCAGUUUGCCCAUAGACCUGCCGUUCAGUGGCUACAGAAAGGGAAUCCGUGCACGAGACACCCUCCAGAAAAGCAUAGAGAAAGCCAUCAGGGAGAAGCCGCUGUGUUCCCAGGGCAAGGACUACAGUGACGCAUUGGAUGUCCUGAUGGAGAGCGCCAAAGAGAACGGCACCGAGCUCACCAUGCAGGAACUGAAGGAAUCAACCAUAGAGCUGAUCUUUGCUGCCUUUGCCACCACGGCCAGUGCAAGCACCUCCCUCAUCAUGCAGCUCCUCCGCCACCCUGCCAUUCUGGAGCGCCUGAGGGAGGAGCUGAGAGCCAGGGGCCUCCUGCACAAUGGUUGCCUCUGCCCUGAAGGAGAGCUAAGGCUGGACACCAUCGUGAGCCUGAAGUACCUGGACUGUGUGAUCAAGGAGGUCCUGAGACUCUUUACGCCCGUUUCAGGGGCCUACAGGACUGCCAUGCAGACUUUUGAACUUGAUGGAGUACAGAUUCCAAAGGGCUGGAGUGUGAUGUACAGCAUUCGGGACACUCACGACACUGCCGCUGUCUUCAAGGAUGUGGAGGCCUUCGACCCGGACCGCUUCAGUCAGGAACGAGGUGAAGACAAAGAGGGACGCUUCCACUACUUGCCCUUUGGUGGAGGUGUCAGGUCCUGUCUGGGAAAGCAGCUUGCUACUCUCUUCCUACGCAUCCUGGCUAUUGAGCUGGCAAGCACGAGCCGCUUCGAGCUUGCCACUCGGCAGUUCCCUCGUGUGGUCACGGUACCUGUGGUCCACCCGGUCGAUGGGCUGAAAGUUAAAUUCUACGGCCUAGACUCCAACCAGAACGAGAUCAUGGCAAAGUCAGAAGAGCUGCUGGGAGCAACUGUUUGAACGGUGGAGGGUUGAUAAGUUGGGUGGGGGGCAGGUUGAAUGGUUGAAGUGAGAAAAAAGGAAGGAAAGAAGGAUUUUCAGAGUUAUCUUUUCUUCUCAGCAUUUGUUCUGCCAAGUUGGAGGUUCCUUUUCAGACUAAAAGAAAAGCAGAAGUCUUCGUCUCUUGUUACAGCUGUUGAUGAUCGGGACUUUCCUAAAAGAAAAGGAGAAGCUGCCAAAAAAAAUCCUAAUUAUGCUCUAUUCUGUGUACUUUUUUUUUUUUUUUAAGAAAUAUACAAACAAAACAUAUGUACAAAAGCUAUGUAAUAUAAUUUGAAAGAGAAUAUGGAUAGUGCACAAAGGAAGAAAGAGACGUGUGGUGGUACUUUUGAUGAAUUGUAGGAAAGUAAAAGUAGGAUGGUUGUGGAAAGGAGACGAGCUGGAUGAAACAGGGUAUGGGAUGAAAGAAAGCAGGAUUUUGCUUGUGCUUAAUCAAAAUCAAUGAACCAAUGCAGUUGUUUAGCAGGGUAAAACAGAUGGCUCUAUGAACUGAUGGUUCCAGAUUUUAUGCUGAUUCAUAAACUUAAUGGCGCCACCCAAAAUCAACUUUUGGCUUUUGUUUGACAAAGAUUUUAAGUGGCAGAAAUCAGUGGUGGCUCUUGUCACUUUUUUAACAUUAGAGGUCCAUGAAGAUUCAAAAAGUUUACCAGCAUACAGUUGUGGGAAAAGGGAUCACAGUACAUUGGGUGGCAGAGUGUGGUAGAGAUAGACUUACCAUAUUGGAUCUACACCAUUUCCUCAGGCUGAAUAAUGAUGCAACAAAUACAAAUUACACUGCACUGCAAAUUGGGGUCAGGCAUCAAUGCAGAAGAUGAAUGAAAGGGCUUUAGUUAGAAAUGAGGGAUAUAGUUCUGAUGGAUAAGAUAUAUACUGGCUAGAUAUUUCAGAAGACAGGACCAGUGACAUUUUGAAGCAAUGUAAAAAGGCAACUUGUUUGUCUGCCUCCAUACUUUUUUUUGUCCACUCAUGCAUCAUGUGCAAAAAGUUUCUCAAAGUGCUCACAUUUCAAAGAAGCAUUUUGGGGGGUCCAGACUACGCACCCUAAAAAUGGGAACUGAGGAAGUCAAAGAAACUCAAGAAAGUCUUGUCUUGAUGCUAGACUCCCUUGACAACUAAUUCUCUGUUUUCUGCAACCCACAGUUUGCUUGUACGCAUUAACUCAAAAUGUUGCCCAUAUAUAGCAUACCUCGCUACUCCUGAUGGUGAGCAAACUCAGGUGCAGAAGAGAUAUUGUGGUAGAUAAUGCAUUAGCCUUGCAUUUUGAUAGUUACCUGUACAUAGAAGCCCUAUCCAAUAACUGUUGUAAUUCCAGAGCUGGACUGAUUACUUUUAGAAACACUUUCUGACCACAUAAACAAAAAGCUGUGGUUGUUUAACCUUCUGCAACCAUUUUCUACCACCAAAAGGAAGCAAUUGUGGCGCCUGAGGCAGAAAACAACCACGAGAAAAGCAACUGAAUCCAAGUCACAAGUAAUAAGGUCCAGGACUGCUCUGUAACUUCUUUGAACCUAUGCUUUCAUUCAUAAACUACGCUUCUGAGUUUGGUGACUUUAAUAAAGUGGUGCAACUUUUUGGGCUGAAUACAGAGAAACGAAUAUAAGUUAGAGGUGGAAAGACCUACACACAUGCUGCUUGAGCGUUGCUUUGUCAGUCUGUUUUUUUUUUCUUUGUUUUUCCCUCUCGUCUCCAUGAGGCAGCCAUUUUGGUCUCUUCAUAGAAGGGCGAUAUUCUGUCUUGCUGCUCUAAUCAACACUAAGAAUGCACAAGUAAAUGAAUAAACACAAAAUCAUCCCAUAGUUUGAGCAACUUUAUUAGUGGAAGGAAGUUUAUUGCUUGAGGAGAUUGCACAAUCAGAACUCUUCACAUCAGAGCUUGUAUGUUCCACGAUUAGGGUGGGUUCCAAGGAACUUUGAUCGAGGAACAUUAGAAUAUUACACAACCCUCAGACUGAGCUCUAAGUUCUGAACUGAAGCCUGAGAGGGAAGGACCAAAUAGGUUUCAGGGCAGCACAGGGUUGCACCCAGAAGGCCUUUGUUACUGGGGGAUCCUGUCAUCUAAUAGCAAUCCAGAUGGAUUCUGUCUGUGCCAGGGCGCUGUUGAACUCUUUCUUUCUACCAACCACACCACUGAUUUCUUCAUUAUAAAAUAUAUAAGAAAAUACAUUUUGCUGCUUUUCUUGUGUACAUUUUCUAUUUGAGAGUUUAGAGUCUAGAGUCUAGUCUAGAUUGCAACAGAUUGUACUGAGUGAGAUUUGCUACUUCUUUCCCAUAUAUAUAUAUACACACACUACCAGUCAAAAGCUUGGACACACCUUCUCAUGAAAUCGAAUGAGAAGGUGUGUCCACACUUUUGACUGGUACAGUAUAUAAUUUAGCUGAUUAAAAUGUUUGCAUUUUGUGGAAACAAAAAGAGCAUUAAUAGGUUAUAGUGUAUAUUAAUUUGUACAAUAUUCAUUCCUUUAGCAAGCCAUGGGGAAAAUCAGCUAUUUACAUCUACUAAUAACCUAAUAUUAAUGUUAUUGUACAAUUAAUAUUGUUGUUAUAAGGUAUUUGAAAUGCUAUUUUUAUUCUUUUACAGAGUUAGAGUUUUUAGCCUAAAUGAGAAGGUUUUUGGUAAAUAUUGGAUGUAUUUAGAAUGUUAUGUAUUUCAAUUAUAUUGUAAACAGUGUUUAAAAUGUUAAUAUUGUUGUUUGAUUACUGUAAUAAUUAUUAUUUGUUUUGUUAUUCAGACUUAUUAUUACUGCAUUUUAUUUGAUAUUAAUUAUGGAAAACAGAAAGCACUUGCGAGGUAUGUUUAUUUUUUAAGUGCCAUGCGACUACAUUACCCCUUCCUCUCACCUGUUGGUUUCUGUACCUGUCCUGUCAUUCUGUACAUAUAUUUGUAUUUCUUUUUACAGGAAAAAAAAUGUUCAUUUAGUUUGUAUGAAUGUCUUGUGCUACUUUCCUCCUUCCUUCUUUUGUUACGUGAUUGUUAAAUGUACUCCUGUAAUAAACUAUAAAGUGAAAACAA
This is a messenger RNA of Mugil cephalus (flathead mullet), 5502 nucleotides long. RefSeq names its product cytochrome P450 26B1 (gene cyp26b1). The transcript is spliced from 8 exons. The record is from RefSeq and is a predicted model, not a curated record. Gene Ontology annotation, molecular function: heme binding; iron ion binding; monooxygenase activity. Gene Ontology annotation, biological process: sterol metabolic process. Bases 916 to 2454 code for a protein of 512 amino acids. Lineage: Eukaryota; Metazoa; Chordata; Actinopteri; Mugiliformes; Mugilidae.